This is a messenger RNA of Pleurotus ostreatus (oyster mushroom), 1638 nucleotides long. RefSeq lists its product as uncharacterized. The coding region runs from base 1 to 1638 and encodes 545 amino acids. The transcript is spliced from 2 exons. Lineage: Eukaryota; Fungi; Basidiomycota; Agaricomycetes; Agaricales; Pleurotaceae. The record is from RefSeq and is a predicted model, not a curated record.
AUGGUAUUCGGCCUUUUCUCUCGCAAACCAACCCAAAAUCUUGAACCACCUGUCGAAGAGCAGCAGCUUCGUACACCUUCUCCUUCGACCAUUCAAAGGGAUGCUUCCCCAUUCCCCCUAGUUGAAGAGUCUGGCACAGUACUAGACCAAAGCGAUCUGUACAAUCUCAUUCGUUCGGUUCCCGCGAAAACGUUGCACGAUUACUCUCUAUCGAGAUUACAACCCUCGUCGCCUGCUCCAACUGCAGAUGGAUCUCUUCCCCCGCAGAUACUGGCCGGUUUGACGGCAUUCUUCUCGUCUCUUACGCCACCGCCCACUCUUCAUUGCGUCCGCUGUCAUAAAUUCUAUAUGGAUGUCGAGAACGACGACCGGGCGUGUCGUGUUUCCCAUGAUGACGAUUCAGCUGAAGUAGAUCGACACGAGACGCUGUGGGAGUGCUGCGGUAAGACAGUUGAAGGAGAUGGGGAUAUGGGACCUCCGGAUGGAUGGUGCUAUGAAGGGAUGCACACGACGGAUACCAAGCGUGCACGAUUUCGCGCAGACUCUACCCUUUACGACGAUAAGCUCGUGUCAUGCUCUGUGCUUCGCUGUCAUGAGCCUCCAAAUUCGUCUCCUCGAUCAACACGAUCUACCAAGAGCCGCAGAGCACGAGUUACUUCUCCUUCAAAGCUAUACCGUACUACGACGGCGUCUGCAAGCCCUGUCAGAAGCAACGUCACUGGGAAGCGACGACGCUCCCUCGAAGAUGACGAAACUGCUGAUCUACCGGCAAUAAUAUCAAACGGUCACAAGGGCAAGGACAGAGCUUCGCGGCUUGAUGAAUCUGACGAAGAAGAUCGUGGGCGAGCGCGCGCUCCUGUAAAGAAACGCCCCCGGAAGAGCAUUUCUUCACCUUCACGCACGUCGGAGACCCUUGUCGCUGAACGCAGCGACUCGCGGCCCAGAUUGCCGCGUCAAAGUACGGAAAUACUGGCUACUGCACUCCAGAAUGAAGCGUCGCGGGACGAUGCUUCUGAUAUGGGGCCUGCAGGCCGCACGCGUUCUCGGUCACGCUCUCGAGUCCGUCCGAAGUCUACUUCUUCCUUCGCCACUUUUGCCGCGGCCAUGAUCAACAAUAGUGCAAAGGCCUCAACACCCACACCCUCCUCGUCCAAAAGAAACACCUCCGUAUCUCCCACACUAACGAAGCCCGCUCCUAAAUCUGCCUCGAAGCCUCCGUCCAAGAUAGCGUCGAUGAAUCCGGCUCCAAAUACCACAGCACAUGGGAGAGGAAGCAGUAUAUUCUCUGCUACAUCUGAGCAAACCGACGUAUCAGCCAGGGCGCGUACACCUGUAUCUACUGCGUCUACCCCCAGUACUCCUAAGCACUCAACAGAGAGGCUCCCUCAUCGUUGUGGCUCGAGAAUGUCUGUCGUAGUGGAAAUCCCGGUCUCGCGCUAUUCAUCUCGUUCACCUGCUGCCCCUCCGCCAUCGAAAGCACCCAAGUCUGGAGCAAAGCCUAGGAAUUGUACAUCCGAUGACAUUGGCAACCCUCUGAAAGGUCCCGUUGGCAACAAGGGCACCCCACUUUUGAGCCAGCAUCUGUCGCAGGUCGUGGCAAGCAGCGUUGAUGGAGAAGAUAUGCUGUAUAGUACCUGA